AUGUUCGACUGGGAGAGCACGAAUGUCAACAAGGCCAUCACGAACGACACAUGGAUCGAAGAACUCCAAAACCUAGACGAAGAGACACCACUAGCGCUGAUAGAUCAGUUUUUAGAGAUACCCCGGCACUCGGAACGGUGGUUUUCUCAAGCACGAGUCAUCGAAUCCAUAUGCUCAGAUGCAACCCUAUCGGCUCUUCGAACUAGGACUACGAAGGCCUCAUCGGAGUUAGCAGUAUGGAUAGAUGACCGAAACACAAAAGGGCAGCCACGUGAAUACAACGGACCCCUACCACUAUUAGAGUGGGUCGAAAAACUAAAGUUGCGAAGAUUCGGUGACGACGACCACAUAGAUGCGGAUGUUAGGCGCAUACAAAUCCCAAACCCUACUUCGUUGACGGUUGGCGUUCUCAUCCUCAGUGCAUCCAAAUAUCAGAAGCCUGUAAUCAGGGACCUGCUCUGGAGACACCUUGGUGGCCACGCAUCUUUCCAGUCACACUUCGGUGGUGGGAGGUUCUUCGUUUUGGAAUUUCACCUUCCAUUCUUUGUUUGGAGGGACACUCAAGAAGCUCGGAAGGACACGCGUCAAAAAGGCGAUGGUUCGCCUUUGAGACAUUCAACAAACUUGGCGUUCCUGUCAAAGCCUGAUCCAUCAUCUGGCUAUGAGAUAAAACAAGAUUUCCUGCACGAGGCUCAGUUCUCCCAUGUAACUACGGGCUGUAACAACUCGAUGUGGACUUCAUGUUCCCUCUCAGAUACCUAUUUCUAUGAUGACCAGGAGGAUCCUGAGAAUCCAGACUUGCUAGCAUACUAUGAAGAUGAGGACGAAACAUGCGAUAUGCCUACAAUGGGGGUGUUUGAUACCGAAUACCCGGUGUUGGAUCCAAGGGAGUACCAUUUGAUCGGCUUGAAAACACGUCUGGGACAAGUAGCCGAUGAGUGGGAUAACAUUGUCGCGAGAUUGAAGUAUAAAAUCAGAUCCCAUGUAAGUACUGCUGCUGCUGCCUUGGUACCUUCUCUGGUGAGCCCUCUCAUGGGGUUUUACGGACUUGGGGGAUCUAAUUUGAUUUGUAGCUUCAACCACCCAUGCCGAUAA
Pseudomassariella vexata is the source of this 1095-nucleotide messenger RNA. RefSeq lists its product as uncharacterized. The coding region runs from base 1 to 1095 and encodes 364 amino acids. The record is from RefSeq and is a predicted model, not a curated record. The transcript has 4 exons. Lineage: Eukaryota; Fungi; Ascomycota; Sordariomycetes; Amphisphaeriales; Pseudomassariaceae.